CUUUAAUUUCAUUGAUCUCACAUCCACUGAUUUCUUAUCCCGAGGAGAAUACACAUAAUAUACAAAAUCAAAUCUUUGUUUGGAUUAUGAUUCAAGUUAAGUCAUUCAUAUCCUUUUUUCACCCAAAUACCUACUCCAAGUCUUCAACAAUGCAAACCAAACUGCAAUCCAUCCAUGCACCACCUCAUCUCAAAACUCCAAACAAAAUAGUUAGCACAUUAAACCAAAACAACCAAACCAACCAACAACCAUCAGCAGGCAAAAUUAAACGUCUCGUUCUAACACAAGAAGGUAGAACCAAACUCAACCUUUACCAAGAUAAAGAGUUUUAUGCAAAUCCGCGCCUCGUGACUCAUGUCGAUGAUGGAUUCAUUUCUACACUAACAAAUCUUUACAGAGAAAGGUUGAGACCUGACACUGAAAUUCUUGAUCUCAUGAGCUCUUGGGUUAGCCAUCUACCAAGUGAUGUCAAAUACAAAAGAGUAGUUGGGCAUGGGAUGAAUGCGCAAGAGCUUGCAAAGAAUCCAAGGUUGGAUUACUUUGUUAUAAAGGAUCUCAAUAAAGAUCAACUGUUUGAAUUUGACAGCGGUUCUUUUGAAGCAGUUCUGUGCACUGUUAGUGUGCAGUAUCUCCAACAACCAGAAAAGGUAUUUGCAGAGGUAUUUAGGUUGCUAAAACCAGGAGGGGUGUUCAUAGUGAGUUUUAGCAACAGAAUGUUUUAUGAGAAAGCCAUAAGUGCAUGGAGGGAAGGAACUGCUUACAGUAGGGUUCAGUUUGUUGUUCAGUACUUCCAAUCAGUGGAAGGUUUCACUGAGCCAGAGGUAAUUAGAAAGCUUCCAGCACCUAAUGAUGGAGAAAACUCACCAGCUGGCUGGAUCAUGAAGCUCUUUGGAUUGUUUUCAGGGUCAGAUCCCUUUUAUGCAGUUAUUGCUUAUAGAAAUUUUAAGCCAAUAUAUGAUAAUUGAAUGGGAGGCUUGAUGUGAAAGUAGAAUUUAAUUAAUAACAAUCUAUGAAGUCUGGACUCCGACACGAACAGUCCGAUAAUGUAAAAUAUAUAGGACACCAACACGUUUAUAUAUAUUUGUUUAUCUAUUAUUUAAAGAGUUUAAAAUAUUCUAAUCAAAAUUAAUGUCUUUAAUUCUCCAUUGAUAACAAUACUUCAAUAUAUAUUUGAUCAUUUUAAAUGCAUGAGAUUUGUUGAAGAAAUGUAUAAGAUAUUUGUGUGAAUGUCAUAUGAGUGACAGACACCUAUUUAAAGAGUGUCAAAUCAAAGAAAAAUAACCAUUUUUUGGGAGGAUAUUGUCU
Messenger RNA from Vicia villosa (hairy vetch), 1305 nucleotides. RefSeq lists its product as uncharacterized. Lineage: Eukaryota; Viridiplantae; Streptophyta; Magnoliopsida; Fabales; Fabaceae. The transcript is spliced from 2 exons. Gene Ontology annotation, molecular function: S-adenosylmethionine-dependent methyltransferase activity. The coding region runs from base 87 to 965 and encodes 292 amino acids. The record is from RefSeq and is a predicted model, not a curated record.